Sitophilus oryzae (rice weevil) is the source of this 865-nucleotide messenger RNA. It is a transcript of the gene COX5A, whose product is annotated as cytochrome c oxidase subunit 5A, mitochondrial-like. NCBI's taxonomy places the organism in Eukaryota, Metazoa, Arthropoda, Insecta, Coleoptera, Curculionidae. The transcript has 2 exons. Gene Ontology annotation, cellular component: mitochondrial inner membrane. The record is from RefSeq and is a predicted model, not a curated record. Gene Ontology annotation, biological process: mitochondrial electron transport, cytochrome c to oxygen. The coding region runs from base 293 to 748 and encodes 151 amino acids.
CUAUCAAACGCAAUUUAUCGCUAUUUGAAAAUCGAAUUCAACUCACUUAACUUAUUGGCAGUUUAUUUGGUCUUUAGCAUAAUAUGUACCUUCUUAAGUACGCAAAUAAUUUAUAAAAUUAUUAUUAAUUUAAGGAGAAUAAAUUUAUUACUUUUGAAUUUCCCACAUUUUUUCCUGUCAAAGGUGACGCGUGACUUUUAACCUAACUUUUUUAAUACGCCAUUAAAGCAAGAAGUCACUUGAAUUUUACAUUCCUUAUUUUUACCUUACAGUAUUUUAAUUUGUACUUAAAAUGUUACGAAACUCAGCUUUUCGUGUUCAGGCAUUAUUGAAGAAUGCUAACAAAGUUUCUAAGCCAAUUUCAUGUGGGGGUAUUAGGUGUAUGUCCAAAGAAAAUACGGAAACUGACGCCCAAUUUGAUCAACGUUACGAAAAAUUUUUCAACAACCCAGACAUUGAUGGCUGGGAUAUCAGACGAGGAGUCACUGAUUUGUGGGGUCACGAUUUAGUUCCUGAACCUAUUAUCCUUACAGCUGCUUUGAAAGCUUGCCGCAGAGUAAAUGACUUAGCUUUGGCCAUCAGAAUUCUGGAAGCUCUUAAGGAUAAAUGUGGAAAUAAAGUAGAUGAAAUUUAUCCAUGGUAUAUCCAGGAACUUAGACCAACUUUGACUGAGCUAGGCAUUCCAACUCCAGAGGAGUUGGGAUACAAUAAACCAGAAUUUGCUUUAAAAGAUGUCGAUGAUAUGUAAUUAAAAUUAUUUUUAUGGCUUUUAGUGGUAUUUAGUAUAAUAAUUAAUAACAGUUAUAUGCAGGGGACCAAUACAUGUUACAAGUUACAAACAAGAUAAAUUUAUGGAAGCUAUAAA